Molecule: messenger RNA, 3414 nt
Organism: Physella acuta
Lineage: Eukaryota; Metazoa; Mollusca; Gastropoda; Physidae
Source: RefSeq, a predicted model, not a curated record
AAUAAACAAGAGCCUCUUACUUCCGCCUCAAGAUGGCGUCUAUAGCUUAAACUGAUAAACACACAACAGUUGAACACAGCAGAGCAACGAAAUUCAGUCUCUUACAUUUCCUGAGUCUUUCGUUAAUAAUAUGGUAUAUUGACUGUAAAAACCAUGUCUAAAAAGGACAGAAGACGAGUGUUGGCCCAGAUAUGGGGAACACCUACAAGUCAUGACAUUGAUAUGGUUGAUGAGGGUGACCAAAUUGUUGUAUUCUCCAACUACCGUGGUAUUAUUAAUUGGUGGAUGGAAAUUUUUAAGGCCUAUUACCCAAAUAUCAAGUGCAGGGAAAAAGGAGAUGUUACUAAGAUCAAACCAACUACAGGUGUGACUAUUAAAUUAAACAAAACAACCAAGCUGAUGAGAGUCAGUGGUAAAAAUCACUGGCCAUGGUUUGUAGAUACCUUUGAAAAAUUGUUAGAUAUUGGAAAUGGAGAUGCUGUUGAAUUGCCAAGUGAUGGAGCGUCAGCAGUUUCUGAAAACUCAGUUACCAGAUAUCUUCAGCUUAAUAAAGACGAUGAAGAGGUUCAAGACUUAUUGGAUCGUAUCCCUGAUGGUGGAGGUAUAAUGCAUCAUGAGUUUAUCAUGCGUUUGUGGAAAAGCUUGUUAGAUGAUUGGUUUGGGGUUGGUGCUGCUGUUUAUAUUGUUACCCCACGCAUAGACUCUGAGAGACUUUUCAUCAUUAUGCUUUUAAUGAUAAGAAAUAAAGGAACAGGUUUUACAGUUACCUUAAUGACCCCAACUAAGCAAGAUGGUGAAAGGUUUGACAAAAUAAUGGAGAAAACCAAAAGAAGAUUGAAAGAAGUGAAGACAGCUCAAGAUUCCCGACUGGUUUCAGAUGUGAAACUUCAGUGGGUCAUGGACACACUGACCAUUCAGCAUGAUGAGUUUUCUACUAAUUUUAUUGCAGCACACAAAGAUGAGGAAGGUGAAGUACUGACAACAACAGCACACUUUCACAAAGCCCACUUUCACCAUCAACAGAAAGAUAAUGUUUGUUAUAAUAGACUAAGCUCACAUGACUUACGAAAAAAUUAUUUACUGCCUCUAAACAUUGGUAACAAUGUGUUUUAGAGUUAUUUUUAUUUUGUACAGUUUUCUUUUAGGUAGGUCAUUCUUAAAAUGUAAAUAAUAAAUAUUAUUUGUUCCCUUAAUAAAAGAGUAGACGUAUUAGAAAAUGUUACUUCAAUACUGAUAAAUUGUUUUGUUAAAUAAUUUUACAGAAAAUAAAAUUUACUUUAGUUAGUUAAUGUUCACAUUGAUAUGAUGUAAAAAUUAAAAAUCAAAGUAUUUAAUACGUAUUUGUGGAUUUUUAAAAAUAAGUACCCAAAUUCAUAAAGUUUGAUGUAGUUGAUGUGAACUGUUGCAAGUUUAAAUAAUUUUUGCCAGAACUUUUACUGAAUUCAUUGAAUAGCAUAAUUUAAUAAGUAAUUGAAACAGAGACCUUCCUAAUUUUAUACUGGUUGUAAUUAUAUAUUAAAUUUUUUUACAAAUGAAAAUUGUGGUAUCUGUCUCUAACUUGUUAGACAGAUAUGUAAAUCAGACAUGCCAUUUUAAACAGUUUAUGUGUAUUGUAUUUAUUGAUGUAUUACUCUGUUGAAGUAUUUAUGUGUCUUGUGUUUUAAAAGGCUGUACAUUUAUCUCUAAUUGUUUUAAACUUCAGUAUUUUUACCUCUUUUACUUUCUUUGGUGGGCUGUAUCUAUCAUAUAGCGGUGCAGGUAUUGGACGUUUCAGGCUGGAAACUUUGUAUCUGUUUUCAGCUGCUACUUUGUAUUAAUUUAAAAACUGUAGGCCGUAUAACUUUUUUAUUAAAAAUAUGUAAGUAAAAACUGAAAACUGCAAGUCAUAUCUAUAAAAUAAGAUGCUAGUAUUAGCAUUUAACAACCUACUCUGCCCAGGAAAUAUUACACAUUUUAUAUUCUAGUAAACUUUCAUAUAUUACUGGUAUUUAAAAAAAUUAGUCAAUAAAAAGUUAGGCUACAAUAAAUUUGAUUUUAAAAUGAACAAUUUUAUGCAGUAACCCUGUCAACAAAAGCCCAAUUAUUUCUAAGCCUAAAAAGGCACCAGAUAGUGGCAGACAUUUCUUUAAUAAAAAAUCUAAAACCUGCUAUCAGCUGACCUCUACUCUCUCUUUAUAUAUUUUCUGUUAUUUUAGUUUGACACAUUCACCAUUUGAUAGUUUUAGUGAAAAUUUCAAUGAAGUUAAAUUGUUUAUUUUUUAGGUUGCACUAAACAUAUCCCAGGUUAAUAGAAUAAGUGUGUCAUUAAAAUAGUUAAAUAGUAUAGUCAUAAGAAAAUUGCCCACUGAAUAAAUUUGCCUAGAUACUUCAAACCUUGCACCAACAAUGAGCCAUAUUGUCUUGCUUUAUUUAUUUCACAAUAGACUGACCAGAAGGGGAAGUAAUAGAUCUAAAUGUUACUUAAAUAAAAAUCUCUUACCAGAUUAUUGGCCUCAAAUGUCUUUAGAUGAUCAACUCAUCAAUAUUUAGUUUAUAAGUUUUAAUUUUUGUUCUUUUUAAUUGCCCUAAUGUAAAGCCCUAGCUUCAUCACCCACUUGCCAUACGGUUAAAUGCCUUAAUAUUGUAUGUUGGUGGGUCUAAGUCUGCUAUGUGAUGGUCAGGUGUAACACUUGUUUUGUGAAUACAUUUAAAUUUUAUAAAAUUGUUUCUCAUUUGUGCCUUGAGUAAUUUCAAUAUUCAAUCAUUAUGGGCUGAGAAUCUUUUAUCUGCAUUGCUUUGAAAAAUUUUCAGUUAAAGAUUUUUUAUGGUGAGGUUUACUGGUGUUUUUAAAAAACUCAUUGAUAAAACAUUCUCAACCAAUUUAGAUUUUUAAAUAUGUGCAAUAGCAAACAGAACCAUUUUAACAUUCCAGAAUAUGUUGUAUUGGGAUUAUGUGUUUGAUGUUUUCCUAUUGUGACUUUAAGCAUUCAGUUUUUGCAUUCCACUGUAGUUUAGUUUUAUAUUUUUAAAAAUUGCUAAUUUGUGAUCACAUAGAGAUUAAACAGUUACUUUUCUUUUGCCAAACUCAACAGCUUAAGAACAAAAAGCUGUACAGAGGUUUAAGUACCUGUUUAUAUAGUAGUUGUGUACAUGGGCUGAAGUUACUGUGAACAUGACCACUGUUAUAAUAUAUAUUUUAUUGUAAAAUCUGCAAUCCACAACAAGCAGUUGAUUUCACUGCCCCAUCUUUUGUCAUCUAUUUAUGCAGUUUAAUUGGCCUGAGUAAAAUCCAGGUUUUUGAUUAAUGUACUUUAAUGAUUAGAGGUGGCAAACUACAAAAGAUUUUAAGACUUUUUUAAUAACUUGCUCUAUUUUUUUAAAGAUUUCAAAAAGUUCCAAAUUUACAAUAAAUUAAAGGUACAUAUGUAAAUUUUA